Molecule: messenger RNA, 1575 nt
Organism: Bathycoccus prasinos
Lineage: Eukaryota; Viridiplantae; Chlorophyta; Mamiellophyceae; Mamiellales; Bathycoccaceae
Exons: 1
Coding region: 1-1575 (524 amino acids)
Source: RefSeq, a predicted model, not a curated record
AUGACGAGGACGACGACGAAGAAGAACAAGAGGACCAAUGCGCUUUUUUAUGCAUCGUGGGAGGGAAGUUUGGAGAACGUGGUAACGAAUCAAGGCGUGGUGACGAGACGCGCGACGUUGGGGAAACGUCUCACGUUUCUCGACGUCGUCUGCGUCGCCGAACACGAUCAGCAGCAGCGGCAGCAAUAUUAUUACUUGAAAGUCACAGAACCGAACGUGACGAAGCGCAUCAGGGUGGGAGCAACUGUUCGUUUUCGAGGAAAAGAAUACGACCACGACGCGAGCGGGAGAAGAGGCGAAAGGACGAAAGGGGUGUACGUAGAAACGGAAGAUGUGCCGGAGUUAUUGGAUAUGGCGCCGGCGUCGAUGGUCGUGAACGCGAGAAAGUUUUUGGCGGAUUUGGAUGGUAAGAACACUUCCUCUUCGUCUUUAUCUGGCGCUUCGUCAUCUUCGACUCCUCCCAAUGGGACUGCGGCGGCGUUGAUAUCGCCGUCGGUCUGUCGCACGUUUAUACUGGGCGCCGAGUGCAACGACCCGUUAUGUACGAAAAGACACUACGCGAACGACGAUUUGCUCGAAGCGAUGCAGCAAAGUAGAGUGAACGCUUCGAAGAGAGGAAAAAGCUAUGCCGCGCAGACGGCGUACGUGGAAGGAGAACAAGAGGCCCACGCGAAGAAUAAAAAGAAUAAAGCCGAAGCAGAGCGUCUCUUCGCGACGUUUUUAUGCGAAACGUUUCCGGAAGCUGAAACUUUCGUAGAUGUCGCUGGAGGUUCAGGAACGUUAUCCUAUGAACUCAACGUGGAAAAAUGGAAGAAUGUCAUUCUCUGGGAACCGAGGUGUGUCGCGUUGACGAAGAUUCAAGCCAAGAUUAAGAACGCUCGUCGAAGAGCAUUACAAAGCGUCGAUAGCAGAAAUAGCAGUAGCAGCAGCAGCAGCGAUAGCGAUAGAGAUAGCGAUAGCGAUAAUAAACAUAGCUAUGAUGAUAAUAACGCGUCAUCUGUUCAGAAGUGGUUGCGAUUAGAAAACUGGAUGCUCGUCGCCAACGAGGAAGAAGAGGAAAGAUUGAAACAACACGAGAAGCGCGUUUUGGCGUACACGAAUCUCGGCGACGGCAAAGUUGAUACUCCUGAUUAUCAGUCGUAUUACGAGACAAAAUACGAUAAGAAUCAAGAAUUAGAAACAUUUCCGAAGCGAGCGGUAAAAAUUCCUCCAAUUUUAAGAGACGCGAAAGAAGAAGAAGAAUAUGCGCUCUCCACGUUUGAGCACGUGCGAGAAGAAUUUUGGGGCGUCAACGAAAGAACUCGACAUAAGCUGGAGUCUGCGGAUGUCCUGGUUGGUUUACAUUCUGACCAAGCCACCGAAAGCAUCGUCGACGCCGCUCUCGAACUGAACAAAUCCUUCGCCGUGGUCCCUUGCUGCGUCUUCCCGACCAUGUUUCCAGAGAGAUUCACCGAAGACGGCGGGACGGUCACGACGCAAAAGGAGUUUGUCGAUUACUUACUCCGCAAAGAUAAGGAUAUCAAAGUUACGUUUUUACCUUUCAAAGGCCGAAAUGCCGUCGUGUAUAAGAUCUAA